Molecule: messenger RNA, 1746 nt
Organism: Sphaerodactylus townsendi
Lineage: Eukaryota; Metazoa; Chordata; Lepidosauria; Squamata; Sphaerodactylidae
Product: protein SSUH2 homolog
Exons: 12
Coding region: 75-1130 (351 amino acids)
Source: RefSeq, a predicted model, not a curated record
GAAGCUGGAGGGGGAGGAAACGAAAGUAAGUUGAAGUUGCUGCCCCUUUCCGAAGAGCCGUGGCAGAGCGGAGCAUGGCCCUCAGAGAAUCCUUUCAUCAGAAUUUUGGAACUUUCAGCACAGAGCCAACACAAGGGACACCAGGAAGUGAAUAUUUUCCGCCUCCGCCUUAUGCAGUUUCAGAUCAUGGAGGUCAGCCAGUGCAGAGGAUCUGGAACAUUCCUACCAUCUCAGAAGAUGAAGCCCAGCAAGCUUUCCUUGAGUAUGCUUCAAGUAAAUGUUGCUACAGCAGCAACCCUGCCAAAGAGAUGGUGUUCAACGACCUGCAGGGAUUCAGUGCUUAUCGAUAUCAGUUGGAGACCUUCACUGAAUCUAGAUCUUUUGAAUGGAGGACCAAACCUUUCACAGGAAGAACUGAAGUUCCCAUUGUGGAUAUGAUAGCUGUUUCACCUUGGAAUGUUCCUGUGGCUAUUCCUAUGAUGUUUCAAAACAACACCAAAGAAUUCAUGUUGCCUAAUACAUCUUCAGUAAAGGAAUGCUCAGUGUGCAUGGCUUCAGGUAAAAUUCCCUGCAAACGAUGUGGUGGAAAUACUAAGGAACGAUGCCACUGGUGUGAAGGACGAGGAGUAUUCGCUAGUGACACAUGCCACCACUGUUCUGGAACUGGAUCACUUACUACCCUGUGUAAAGCUUGUUCUGGAUUGGGAAUGUUAAACUGUGAUGAUUGUAAAGGACGAGGACUCUUGCUGACAUACCACGCACUGGUAGUUAAAUGGAAAAAUAACAUUUUUGAAUAUGUGGCACAUCAAAAAGACGACUUUCCUGCUAAGCUCUUCCAAGCAGUUACUGGACAGAAAUUAUUUGUUGAUGAACAGGACAUGGUUUACCCAAUUACAAAUUUCCCUGAUAAUAGCAUAAAUAGUGCCUCCAGGAAUGCUGUUGAAAGCCAUCGAGCUCAGUUUAUGUCCACAUCAUGGAUACUGAGACAGAAGCAAAUGAUUGAGCAUAUACCUCUUACCAGAGUGGAAUACAGUUGGCACUCAAAGUCCUACUCAUUUUACGUUUAUGGAAAUGAACGCAAGGUGCAUACAGAAGACUAUCCUCAAAAGUGUUGCUGUACUAUCAUCUGAUAUGUGGACCAUUCCAUCCACUGUGAUGCUGCUUAGUGUUCCAUUUUCAGAGGGAAAGUCAUUGAUCUAUGUUGUAGGACUUAGAAAGGAUUAUGUCCCUUAAAAUGACCUUCACUUCACGGUCACUUCAAGACUUAACUACUGUAACUCGCUCUACGCUAGCCUACCUUUGUCUUUGAGCCAGAAAUUAAAUCUUGAGGAGAAUGUGGCCGCAAGGCUGCUUACUGGGGCAACCAAUUGUGACCACGUAACACUGGUCCUUAAAGGACUGCACUGGCUUCCGGUCGAGUUCUGGGUCAUCUUCAAAAGUAUUGGUGUUAACCUUUAAGGCCUUAAGCAGAAUUGGAGGUGCAUAUCUUCGAGACUGCAUCUCCCCAUAUCGUUGGAGGGGAACCUCCUGGCUAUCCCCAGCCUGAGAGAUAUCUGUCUGGCUUUGACAAGAGCCAGGGCUUUUACGGCCCUAGUUCUGGCCUGGUAGAACAAGCUGCCAAGUGACGUCAGGGCCCUGUGGGAGUUAUGGCAAUCCCACGGGGCCUGUCAGACGCGGCUGUUCCACCAGGCCUUUCCUAACUAGCCAGCCUGAUCAAAAACAUAAGAACAUAAGAACAUAAGAACA